Ambispora leptoticha is the source of this 936-nucleotide messenger RNA. The record is from the annotation of a GenBank genome assembly. Lineage: Eukaryota; Fungi; Glomeromycota; Glomeromycetes; Archaeosporales; Ambisporaceae.
AUGGAGAAUAGACACAAAAAACUUACCCAACGGUUCCUUCUGAGUGAAGCACCGUCACCAAUUCACGAUUCUCUUACGACAGCAGAAAAACCUUCAAAUAACAUUCAACUUAUUGAAUCCUCUACUAUCAUAACACCACCAUUGACGCCGCCACCGGGUAUGCUCAACGAGCAAGCAACCACGUCGACUACUACGAAUCUCCCGAUAAGAAGAAAAGUAAGCCGACGAAAGAACCCAUACCCAAUUCGCUCACCCGAAAAAGAUUCAGAAGGAUUCACCUUACACAUAAGUAUUUACGAAGAAUAUAGAAAAAAUCCAGCUUCCUUUUACGAAUCGGCACAAAAAACCACAAUCGAAGACGGUAUUCCUUCGAUUUCUUCUCGUUGGCCAACUUCAGACUCAGAUUCGGAUGAAAAUCAAAUCAAUUACUCAUCAAUCUCAAAUAACGGCGUACAUUCACAACGAGGAAAACGAGCAAAAACAAGUCAAACGCAAAGGACAAGGAGAAGCCGAGCAUUAGGAAGAGUCAUUGGUAUCAAUGGAACAAACGGUGAUUCGACCACAAUAAGAAUCCCGCCACCACUUCCACCACAAGAAUGGCGCAUACUACGAGAGAAACUUGAAAGUUUAGAAUUAGAGAACAGUGUGUUAGAAGGCGAGUUACCCACGAUAUCAUGGAAAGGACCACCAAUGCAAAUAAAUAAUUUACCACAUUAUGAUUAUUUACAUCCAACCGAAGCAACGCUAGCAUCAACACUUCGUCUAACGCCGGCGCAAUACUUGACUUCUAAAAAUUCAAUAAUUUCUGCGGCUCGUCGAUAUGCAAAACGGAUGAUGCCAUUUAGGAAAAGUGAUGCACAACGCUUACUGCGCAUCGAUGUAAAUAAGUCAAGUAAACUAUGGGAAUUUUUCCGGGAUAUUGGUUGGUUCGAUUAA